CAUCAUUUAGCGUCCCGAAAACUAUUACAAAUAAAUCGGCCUUUUUAUAGAUAACAGAUAUUCCCUUGAAUCCUGCUGUGAACUUGGAGCCGCAGAAGAUGCUGGCAACCUGAACUGUGGCGAUUGAUUCGUCUAUUAGUCAAGCCACAUUCGCACCGCCACUCAUGGGUUGCCCUGCGUGGGAGCGCCCCACUCAUACCUGCGGCCCCAUUUUCAACGUCGCCGCCAGUCGCGCUUGGAGAAAGCUACAACGCGAAUCGUCACCCAAACCGUCGCUCACACCUCUGGAAGACAUCAUCACCCACCCGGAUCCAAAACAGUCGCACGACGAGUACCGCUAUCCCCGCGCACAAACCUCACAAUGGCGAACUUUCUGGCAUCAAUUUUCGGAACGGAGCAGGACAAGGUCAACUGCAGUUUCUACUUCAAGAUUGGCGCCUGCCGACAUGGCGAUCGCUGCAGCAGGAAGCACGUCAAGCCGACGUACAGCCAGACCAUCCUGAUGCCCAACAUGUACCAGAACCCGGCACACGACCCGAAGAACCGCAUGAACGAGUCGCAGGCCCAGAACCACUUCGAUGCCUUCUACGAAGACCUCUGGUGCGAGCUCUGCAAGUACGGCGAGCUGGAGGAGCUGGUUGUGUGUGACAAUAAUAACGAUCACCUCAUAGGCAACGUCUACGCGCGCUUCAAAUACGAGGACUCGGCGCAGAAGGCCUGUGACGAGCUUAAUAAUCGCUGGUACGCGGCGCGGCCCAUAUACUGCGAGCUGUCACCCGUCACGGACUUUAGAGAAGCCUGUUGUCGUCUUAACAGCGGCGAGGGCUGCGCGCGCGCCGGCUUCUGCAACUUCAUACACCGCAAGAACCCGAGCGAGGAGCUCGACCGGGAGCUGCAGCUCAGCACCAAAAAGUGGCUUAAGAUGCGCGGCCGCGACGAGCGCUCUGUCAGCCGCUCGCCCAGCCCAGAGCCUGCUAGGCGCCGGUUCUAGCCUCCAGGGCCAUUGAAGACGCUCAUUUAUGUCUUGGGACUGUAUAAUUUCAUCCUUUGGAGUUGGGGCGUCAAAACUGCAUAAUUAUCGAGGAUUGGGGGUUGCCUAGUAAGAGGUUGCUUUUAUGUUGCUGGUUAUCAAUACCCCAACUCUAGGGCCACUGGGAGGGCAGCGAGAUCUGCGCUUCCUCGGAGCGCGUUGCGUGCUAUGUAGAUGGGCUUAGACUCGAGUCCUUCCAAAAUAGAAAACUCAUGAGACGAGGUUAACCGUGCA
Gaeumannomyces tritici R3-111a-1 is the source of this 1264-nucleotide messenger RNA. Its product is annotated as splicing factor U2AF 23 kDa subunit. Gene Ontology annotation, biological process: mRNA splicing, via spliceosome. The record is from RefSeq and is a predicted model, not a curated record. Gene Ontology annotation, cellular component: spliceosomal complex; U2AF complex. The coding region runs from base 362 to 991 and encodes 209 amino acids. NCBI's taxonomy places the organism in Eukaryota, Fungi, Ascomycota, Sordariomycetes, Magnaporthales, Magnaporthaceae. Gene Ontology annotation, molecular function: metal ion binding; pre-mRNA 3'-splice site binding. The transcript has 3 exons.